CGUCAGCAGCCAAGAUCUGGGUAACGUGCCUACUAAGUUAUUCAACCCAUUUCUUUACAGGUGAAGGUAGCUUUUCAACCAUUUCAGCCCAGUUGUUGUUGCCCAGUUUCUUUCUUCCACUUCACCCACCUGCAUCUUCUCCUCCAUCCACGUUUCAAUUUUUGUCAACAAAAUAAUGUGAUUGGAAUCAAUACAAAAACGAAAAGAGGAAAAGAUUCAAGAGAAAGAUUCAAACCCUCUUUCUCCCUUGCCACCUUUCUCUCUUCAACCCCUCACACCAUUCUUUCCGUUCAAAAUUUUUCAACAAAAGACCUACACACAAAUUUUUUGUUUUAUAUCUUCUCUCCCUUUAUCGUAAUCUACCUAAUUCAUUAUCAACGCCGCCUGCUCCACCCGGAACUCAUUUUCAGACGAAGAGACGCCUCGCCGGGAAACGUUGAAAUAAAAAAUGAGGUGUUCUCUCUCUGCCUGUUUUGGCUUGGGUAAACGUAACGAAGCGCAAGAGAAGAACGUGACGGCGGAUGUGUCGGUGGAGGAGCAACGACAGGGUGGAGCAGUGUUGGUGGAGCUGUUUUCUUCACAGGGUUGCAAGACAUCGCCGGAGGCGGAGGUGCUGGCGUCGCGGCUGGGGAGAGGGGACUUCGAGCUGCAGGUUCCGGUGAUCGUAUUGACGUACCACGUGGACUACUGGGACUACAUGGGGUGGAAGGAUCCGUACGGAUCCAGCCAGUGGACUGUUCGACAAAAGGCUUAUGUGGAGUCAUUGAAUCUUGAUACAAUGUUUACGCCGCUGGUGGUGAUUCAGGGGAGAACCCAGUGUCAAGGAAAUGAUCAAGAUGGCUUGUUGUCCGCCAUUACUGCUGCACCUAGAUUCUCUGCUCCUACCUUACAGGCGAGCUUCCAGAGGCCUACACCAGAAUCUCUGCAAGUUUCUCUAACAGGAGCAUUGAGGAACAAGGUGGAGAAUCAAGGGGCAAAUGUGAUGGUGGCUCUGUAUGAAAGUGGGUUGGUGACCGACGUUACAAAGGGAGAGAACCAGGGGCGGGUCCUCUCAAAUGACUAUGUUGUGAGGAAGCUUGAGAAAUUAUGCAGUGUAAAAGACAUCUCGGCCAAGAAGAAUGUUUCGGGUAGUGUUAAUUUCCCCCUUUGGCAAGGCUUUAACAGUGGCAAAUGUGGUGUUGCUGUCUUUGUUCAAAGCAACUCUCAUCACAUUUUGUGUUCACAGAACUUUCAGUUGCCGGACAAUAUAUGAGACUGGAUUGAGUUGAUUGUGUUACUUCUUUGGGCCUUUGUGUAGAUGUGCUUCUGGUUUAGGUAAUGAUUUCUCUUCUUUGCGGUUCGUUUUGGACUCCUCUUCAUUGUAAUUUUUACUCCUCUUUCUUAUUGUAUUGUUAAUAUAUAUAUAUAUAUUUGGUUGGACAAAAAGACGAAUAGAUUUGAUAAAGGCUCCCUGAAUUUGUGAG
Molecule: messenger RNA, 1463 nt
Organism: Mangifera indica (mango)
Lineage: Eukaryota; Viridiplantae; Streptophyta; Magnoliopsida; Sapindales; Anacardiaceae
Exons: 2
Coding region: 449-1252 (267 amino acids)
Source: RefSeq, a predicted model, not a curated record